AUGGGAGAUGAUUGCUGUAAUGUUGACUCUAUGGGAAGAAUAAAAUCUUUAAUUCAACAUCGAUUACCAAAUACUUUUGUACAUAGUAUUCGAAUAGGUAAUACAAUUAAUGAUGAUCAUCAAGCAGGAUUCUUUGGUAAAAUAGAAGAACAAGUGGAUACAAUCUGUAAAGAGCUUUCAAAGAUAAAAGAAUUAAAAAAUGGAUUUAAUGCAAUUGGAUUUUCUCAGCAAUGCAAUCGACCUAAAGUUCAUCGAUUAAUUACCUUUGGCUCACCACACGCUGGUGUAUCUGAUAUUCCAAAUUGUACAAAUCCUAAAGAUUUCACAUGUAAAUGGAUGCGAUCUCUUGUGCAUAAAGGUGUUUAUACAGAUUAUAUCCAAAAUCGGGUAAUUCAGGCACAAUACUUUAGAGAUCCAAAUGAUCAGCAAAGUAAUUUUUAA
Cokeromyces recurvatus is the source of this 441-nucleotide messenger RNA. RefSeq names its product Alpha/Beta hydrolase protein. The transcript is spliced from 3 exons. Gene Ontology annotation, cellular component: lysosome. The record is from RefSeq and is a predicted model, not a curated record. The coding region runs from base 1 to 441 and encodes 146 amino acids. Lineage: Eukaryota; Fungi; Mucoromycota; Mucoromycetes; Mucorales; Mucoraceae. Gene Ontology annotation, molecular function: thiolester hydrolase activity.